This is a messenger RNA of Porites evermanni, 21457 nucleotides long. The record is from the annotation of a GenBank genome assembly. NCBI's taxonomy places the organism in Eukaryota, Metazoa, Cnidaria, Anthozoa, Scleractinia, Poritidae.
UUGUUUUUGCUGUUUCUUUUCUUCAGAGCGAAAUCAGAUACCCAAGCGAGUCCUGGAGUCAAAACUAAGCGCUCUCUUCCAACUCGUCAAGUGUUGGCCGGAUACUGGGGACAAAACUCCAUCGCUUACAGAGUCAGCCGCCCAAAGUGGGAGAAAGACCUACGUUACUUCUGCAAUAAUCACAAGUUUGAUAUCUAUUUGGUCGCGUUUGUUCAUCGCCUGUUUCGAAAUAACAGAAACAGAGGUACCUUUCUAGGAAACUCUUAUUGACAUGAAGUACAGGCCGCCCUUUUUUUUUUUCGUUUAGCUAGCCUUUUCCAACAACCUUGCUCUUAUUUGCCGAUGAUGCAGCUCUAGCAGGUUCAUACAGAAUACAACUGAUUGCAGCCCGGCUCUAUCGGCGUAGGUGCAGGAUUUAGUGAAAAUUUUAAAUUGAUGGCAAAACUUUUUUACUAUCCACUUUGUUAUCAUCCAUUAGAUGGUUAUCCUGGAAUGAACUUUGCUCAUCACUGCAGCUACGCUCCAAACUCCAGGAACCCUGAUGUGUUUGAAUGUGCUACAAUUGGGGGUGGCAUCAGGGAUUGCCAAAAGAUGGGUAAGAAGUUGCUAAUAUCCCUUGGCGGGGAUACUUGCGACGGGAGCCUGGGUAGUGCUGAGAAUGCCAAGAAAUUGGCAUACUAUAUAUGGAAUAUGUUCUUGGGUGGAAAAGACAUGCAGGAUCAAAGGCCUUUUUUAUGGUAGGGCCUGAAAUAUUUUGAAGUCUUUUAUUCAAUUAAUUAACUGUUACAUACAUAGGCCCUUUUAAUUCUGUUACUGCUGGACUAAUCUCCAUAAGAAUAAAGUCAGAGAUGUCAACGCAGAUAACUUGGUUGGCGCUUAUGUAUCUUUAUACUCUACAACAAUGUCAAAAAUAUUAUGCUGAUACUUCUACAGCAUAAUAAUUAAAUACGAUUUUUUUUUUUUCAAAAGUCCAAUUUUCAUAUCUAACCCAAACCAAAAGUAUGUUAUUUAAAAGCUGUUUUAACAGCUGUUAAAAUUAUUGGACCUAUACAGUAGAAGCUCGAUAUAACGAAGUACCAAUUGACAGGCAAAAAUACGUAAUCGAUGUCAUUCUUUUCUAUGCAAUUUACCAUAAAUGGGGCGAAGAAUAUAUCGUUUGUCAUACAAAGGACUUUGUUUUAUAAAGGUUCUUUUAGGUUCCACUGUAUCUUGUAUUCAAAAGUAGGCGCGCGCCCGUGCCACAUUUUAGCGAAUGACAAGUUAGUCUCUCAUGAUUUGUAGGACGGUUAUGGAUGGCGUUGAUCUCGAUAUCGAGAUCGGAAGUCAUAAAUACUACUCUGACUUUGUCCAAGAGAUGAGGGGCUUGAUGGGCACAGACCCUAGCAAGCAGUACCUAAUUACUGCGGCUCCACAGUGCCCUUUCCCAGAUAAAUGGAUGGGACCACAGAUUCAGGGCUCUGCUCUGGAAGGUGAAAGGCUACUUCUGACUUCCCAUAUUUUACUUCUUAAAACCUUUCUUUAAACAAUGUAGAGAUAGGAUUAUUGCCCCCGGAUUUCGAAAUCUAUCUAGAUAAGAAUAAUUUAAGGCGAUGUUAAACAUUGUUUAUCAUAUUUACAGCUUUGUACAUCUUGCAUAGAAAGGAAAAUCUUUAGCUAUCUUUGUUACGUUGCCGUAAAUAGGAGAAGGCAGCACUACAUAACUGCUUUUCGUGAUAAUCUGGCACGAGACAGGGUUUACAGACUUUUGAAUAAGGGACGUUAAAUAAGAAAAGUUUAAAAAAAUAAUUGGUUAACGUCAACGCCGCAACGCAAGUCACAGAAAAGAUAUCAAGCAAAGAAAACUGGGCUGCAGGCUUAUACUUUGAUCCACAGCAGAUUCCUUUGGUGCAUUGUACGAAACCCUGUUAAGACUGAUAUCAACUUACAGUUAGGUAACAUAUAUAGUACUGUACAUAGAUACAUUUCUGUUUAAAACAGCUUAAAAUGGAACAUUGUAUCAGAAAUGUGGAAUUAUUUUUCUAUUGUGAAAUCAAACGGUCAUCACGAGCAAACGUUUACAGCUUCGUGGCCUGAAAGCGUACGAGUAUGCGGGCUGCGAACUGGAGCAGACUACAAAAUAAUCAAACACUUUUCAAUUUACUGUCAAGUAGAACACCAACAUUUUCGUUUUGAGGUAUUUUUCACUACAUAAAGCACUUUCCAAUUGUCACAUCCGUUGACGGUUUCAAAAGUGUCCAUUGUCCGCCAUCUUAGAGAGGUUUCCUUCUUAUAGAAAGUAUAGUUACAGUAAAAUUCCGGGAUGAAAAACGGCAGGGACCAACACCACAUAUCCGUCUAAGAGAGCUGUCGGCCGUCUUAUAGAGAUGUCCGUUAAGGGAGUUGACCGAAACUGCUUUUGAGACUCAACCAGCAAUAACUUAACUUGUUUCUUGUUAGAUUUUGGGCACGAAUUUGACUACCUGUUCAUCCAAUUCUACAACAAUUACUGUUACCCUGGUGACAAAUACUUCAUGCCAGUAAUGGACACUUGGUUGAACUGGGCACGAAGUAUUCCUAAAGGACCUCUAAUCGUACUUGGUUUGCCGGCUGGACCGCAGGCAGCUGGCAAGCCGCAUUAUUAUUUUCCUCCUGAUAAACUCGCAACAGUUUACAAGGUAACUAAUUUGCUCGCUACUUGCCCUCUCAUAUAUUGCAGGAAAUGAAUUUAGGCUCUCAGUAUAUGCGUAUUCACAUUUUCUGGUCUAACAUAUAAUUUUGAAUGAAUAACUAAAACUGAAUCAUUGGAUAAUGCAAUUCUAUAGCUCUGAUUGGAUUGGCCAUCAUGGUAUAUGACCCAUUACCAUGCUCUCCAAAUAUACGGUAAAUGUAUCCGUCUGCUCAAAAUUUAAAAAAAAAGCUGAAACUCGGUUGUUUUCACAAAUAAAGUCAGGAAGAAUCCUCGAUAUUUUGUGGGCGUUUUUAAUAAAACAAUUAUUCCACUCGCGCUUGUUAGAUAUGAGAGGAUUAUAGCCAACUCGGCGCUACGCGCCUAGGCUAUCCAACAUCUCAUAUCCAACGCGCACUCGUGGAAUAAUUGUUAAAUAUAAAAUAUCUUGGAUGAGACGACAACGUACGUGUCCUCUUUUUUUAUUUUCCUGCCGUAUGUAUGCUGCACAAAUUGAGAAAAAAAAUGACGUUUUUCUCAGAUACGUCCUGAACCUAAAUACGCUAAUGUGCAAUGUUCAAUCUUUUAUCCCUGCCCUAUUUUUUAAGAAGAACUAAUAAAAACAUUACCUAUAAGGACAGGUCUGAGAGAAGUUUGAAAUGAAAGGUUAUCCAUCCUACAAUUUUCGAUUAUCUGGCAAUUUUAUAUAGUGACCUUUCUAUGCCCUGUACUACUGUGUACAUCGAAGCACUGUAGUCUAUAUGUUGGUCUACAGGAUGCAUGUGCAUCGCAGACGACGCUAAUAAGAUCAUCGUUUAUUUGCUGUAGAAAAUACGUGACAAGCCCGGCGUUGGUGGACUGAUGUUUUGGGAUUGCUCCUGGGUACAAAACAAUAUUGUUAAUGGUAAAGAUUAUGGCACACAUGCUUUUGAACUGCUGUGGGGUAUCGCGGUCACACCGACUACAACAUCAACCACUAGCACCCAUGCUCCUCCAAAAACAACGCAGACCUUACCGAACAAGAAAACAACCACCCAGACAAUACUUCAAACGACCAAGAGCCCUGCUACAACACGAAUCCCUACAGCUGGUGAGUAAGGACUUUCUUGCCCUGUCCUUUCAGCAUCUUCUUCUGGAAAUGAUCUCAAGAUGUUAUCCACUAAUUUAGAAUGUACAGGGCACAUAUUCUCUUUAAAUUAUAUAAUCAAAAGUAUAAAAUCAUUACAUCAAUAACGAUCGUAUCCGCAACCUGAUCCCUCGCCAAACAUUCCAGAUCGAAUCUGAAUUUAGAAAUGUUUUGAAGAAAGGGAAUACCGGACUAGCUGGUGAAAAUCCUCGCGGACAAACUGGACAAGAACCAAUUAGAAACUCAACCUAUACAUGGCGUCACCUCCAAACUUGCAUCCGAGGGCCACAUUCACCAUUUCCAUAUAGACCCUCCAAAAUUUUGCAUAGCCAUUGUCUUCGAUUUUUCUUGGGACGACUGUGAUACCCAGGAGAAAUUGGACACAAUGGUUUAUGCAAAAUUUUGGGAGGAUAAACAAGGUGCAUUACGAUCUAUGGGCCUAGCCUGUUUACAUGGAGGUGGGGGACCUCAGGUAGGUGAGGUAACCCGCUUAGGUGGGGUAACCCGCCUGUCCAUACAAUCUCUCAUUUUAAUGUGAUCACGUUUACAUGUUAGGUGGGAUAGCUCGCCACAUGUUACCUCUCCUACCUAGGGUCCCCCACCUUCAUGUAAACAGGCCCAAUGAGAAAAUGGUGCAUUGAUGGGUUGUGGGCAAACGUGCUUCCAAACUUUUAUUCAGUAACUCUUUAUUCGUAAUACUUAAACUCUACGACUUGAAACUUGGCGUUAAAUGAUGAGCAAUCAUAACCGAAAAAUAUUAAAAUUAGAAAUUAUUAAUACAAUAAACACCUUCAAAGGAAGCUGUUGAUAAUUUUGUUGUCUAAAUUUUUGUUGCUAUCACCAUUUUUAAGGACCAGGGGGCUGUGCCACGGAUGGCUAUUUUCCUGACCCAUCAGACUGCUCCAAGUUUUUUAUCUGCUCAGCCGGUGUUCCCUUUGUCAGAAGCUGUCCUGCAGGAUUGAUGUAUAACAAAAAUCAAAAGUAUUGCGACUGGCCUCAAAACGUUCAAUGUUAAAAAGAUAAAACAACAAGAUGAGGAGUGAUACAUUGACAAAUAAAUAAACAACAUAACUGAGCCGCAAUUAUUCAAUAAACACGAAAGUAGUGUAUGACACUGUUGAUAGUGGUUUGGUUUCAUUACGCUUUUUUAGACUUUAAAGUGGGAGGAAGAGUUUAACACUAUGACAGUUGCGGCAUGAUGGUAUUUCAAAACCUGAUGAAACGCAAAUGCAAUAAUAAUAAUAAUAAUAAUAAUAAUAAUAAUAAUAAUAAUAAUAAUAAUAAUAAUAAUAAUAAUAAUAUAAUAAUAAUAUUAAAUAAAGAUAAAGAAAAAGAAACAGCUACCAUAGGCAGCCUAAUUUCCCAACCUCCUUUCUCCCACCCUCAUCCUCCCCCUUCUCUUCUAUUCUAGCAGUAGUUGUCGGUAGAUGUUUUUAUUUCUGUUUAUUAAUUAAGCAUUAUCUUAUUAUUAAUUCGCGAAUAUAUUUUUACGGCCCUAAUUGGCUUAAAGCAUUCGUCCAAUCAUCUAUCAAAACACAAUGUCGCUGACCAAAUAUGAAAAAAAUGCGGCAAUUGACCAACGGAACACAAGAGUAUAUGAGUUUAUGUGCAUGCCAAAGUAAUCAUCAAGUCAUGUUAAAAAUAAUUUCUCGUUAAACGUCUGCAAAACGACUCGCAAAGAGAGGGCGAUGCGAACUGCACUAAUAGCUUAUAAAAGGAGGGGGGGACUCCUACACCUCUGUAACUUUUGAUUGGACGCAUCACUUUCCUCAUUUGCAUAUGAAAAUUUACGACACAGCUUUUCAGUGAGUAUAACUAGACUCGGGAUGUAUUUAAUAUAAGAAGUGUUAGUGACAUUUCGAGUUGCGUUACAUUAUGUACGUCCUGACAAUUAUCACGUGUUUAUGUCAUGUGACGUUGUUGUUGAACUCGAACUCUUGGAUGGAACUUGACUCGAGACUUGUCGAGAUUUGUCGAGAUAGUUUUGUUUUGUUUUGUUAAGAGCUUACACAGGGGCACCCGACGACAAUUUUCGGAAAAUAUCUGUUCGGAAGACGAUUUGAGAUCUAGAAUUUUCGGAACAUUUGUUGUAAAAUUUCUUGCUUGCCUGCCUCUGCUAGGAUUUUCGAACAUCUAAAAAAAUGGCAUAAUUGCCUAUUUUUAACGGAUUUUUACCCUAAAAGGUCAACUAGAAUUUUCGGGAGCCUUUUUUCUGGCUGGAAUUUUCGAAAAGGUAAGUUUUGAUCCCUAUAAUUUUCGGAUCACUGGACUUUCAGCUAGGAAAUCCGGACAGAUGAAAAAUUUUUAGGGGAUAAAAAUAUGCCUAUAUUUACCGUUUAAAUACUAAAAUACGUUUAACAAUGCUAUGUUUAAGUGGUUUUGAGCUAUAUUCUCGUUUGGUGCCCCUGCUUACAGUCUUGGAAUAGAAACAACAAUAAGGUCAAGUAUCCUCCGAUUCUCAACAGUUAUUUUAUGAAUAAUAUAAAUAAAGACAUGCAGGCCAACUAUGUGGAUAAGAAUGUAGAACUAAAACUAUACAAUAUUUUUUGGAAGAACAGCAAAAAGCUUUUAAGUAUAGCUUGCAAGGUAAUAUGGUAUGUUCAAAACCGUCCGCCACUCACCACAGUUAAAUUUCUCAACGAAAAGCAUGUCAUCAAAAGGAAUCUACUGCAAGCUAAAACUAUCGAAUACGAAAACUUUACUUGAGUUGAGCCAUUAAUGUGUUGCUUGAUGUCUUGGGCCCAAAAUCGCAUUGACCGCAAUAAUAUACCAGAACUUGUCCCAAACAGUUUGCAGUAACAAAAACAGCAAGAAACGCUGUUACUAUUGCUAGCUAAAAAUCACUUCUUUUGCCGUUAUCAUCUAUGCUUAACCAUUGUCAUAAGACACUCCUAAACAUGACGAACGUUUCUACUUUUCUAUAAGUUGAGCAAUUUCGUUCUGCUAAUUAACAAGACAUAUCGUUGCAUAUUUAUCCCUGAUUUGAAUAUAAUUUUAAUCUCUCUCUUUUUUUUUUCAACUCACAAUGACUCAUUAGCAUUGGUGAAAGAAAAGGAAAUUAAAAUUUCAAUCAAGAACGAAGCUGAAUCACAACGUACACAGAUGCAAUCUAUCGCAUUGAAAAAACCUCCAUCACACCUACUGGUUUUACUUAGCCUGAAGAGGAUCUUGUGAGUUAGCCGGAACCAAAAUAGUAAAUAAAUAAAUAAACAAUAAAAACUGAUUAACUAUAUUCAGACCGGAGAGCUUUUUAGGCAGUCCCUCUCUCAAAAAUAAAAGAACUUUAAAACCGUUUCCCAGAAUUUAUCCGGGAACAUUAUAAAGUCGUCGUGACGUGUACGUCAACCUUGACGUUUCCAUGGUAACCAAGAUUUACAGCCAUGUUUUUUCAAAAUUAUCAUGUUUUCUAUCAAAAAGGUUUUAUUGCUAUUAUAUAUUUUAGUUAUUGUAUGCACAUAUGAAAAUUUCUAUCACGAUUAUCUCCAUUACCUCCUAAGUAAAGUCGAAUAUAUAUGAUUAAUUCAAAACUGAGGAUCUAAGGAGGCGGAUAGUUUCAGUUCCUUCUUUGAUAAUAAGAGACGCCAUCAUGACAUCACUGCUAUUGUUAAAUAUUAUUUACAGCUAUUUCGAGAAAGGUUGUUGGAAAACAUGUGCACGCGACAAUCCCGAAAUGUAAUAUGGGAUAUGAUCAAUAAACUGUUCGUUACACUGUAGCUGUCGAAAAUACUUUUGUUGCUUUCCUUUAGUACUCGCAAACAUAUGUCUAUGGCCUCUUGUGACAUUCUUUCAAAUUUUGUUGAAGAACUGUGAACUCAGUACUACCCACAAUACCUUUCGGCAUUGUCGCGUGCACUUUUUCCGCCAGCCUUUCUCGAAAUAGCUGUAAGCGUUAGCCAGCUUCCGGCAGACACCUUUCUAUUUCGCUCUUUAGCUACUUUAAGGUCAAUUUCGAUUCUGCCAAUAAAUUCAACAAUAUGACGUCAUAAUGACGUCAAAUAACGUCAUUGUGUCAAUCAAGUUAUGCCUAAAUGUUUGAAAUGAUGAGUGGAUCAGUAUUCUCUGUAAUUUUGAUGGCCGGGUAUAUUUGUAUCAUAUGCGAAGUCCCCACCGCCCCCGUCGAAAGAAGCGAAAAAAUCCCCGUCUGAACAGGGUUAACAUAACUAUUUUCUCCCUUUGCCAUUUAAGAUUUUUUCUUCCUUCCCGGCCAUUUUAGCCUUACGUCUUGCAGUCGAUUCCUUUCAGCACGGAGUUAACUUUUAACUUGAACUUGCUUUUAACUUGGAGUAUGGGAAGAUUCUUCCCGUUUGAAUCACCAUUUUGAAUUAUCAUUUUGACCAGUAUAUUAUACUACUGAAAAUCCGAAAACUAUUCUCCGUUCCGCUUAGGCUUAUUAUCUCCCAGUAACGGAUGAAAAAUGCAAACAAAGCAGACGACCGGAAAUACGUCGACUGUGUUCGCAGGCUAACUUGAGGUGACGGUUCAGUUUAGUUUUUUGGUUUUGGAUCCCUAGAGCUAAAGAAAAUGGCAGGAAGAUGUUAAAACGGAUUAGCGAAGACCCAAAAAGAAGACCCAAAAGGAAGGCAAAAAUAAACAAACUGUAACUCUAAUGCUGUCGACCGCUUUUUGAAAAAUUUCAACAAGUUAACGAAACCGCAAGACAGAUAAUAGAGAAUUUAAACGAACGGAAGAUCUUGUCAAAGUUUGUUAAAAGCACGUUAUCGGCACUGCAUGAACAAAAGUGAAGCAAUCAUCGUCUUUCAAAUUCUCGAACUGAAAAGUUCACAUUGUGCAAUUAAGAAAUGGUAAACGUGCUGAGUGUAAACAUUGCCGGACGUGAGUGGAAGGCGGCUCAAUAGCGAGAAAUCAAUUAUAGAGUUGCCCAAGGCGUAACGCCCACUCUUCUGCACGUUAACCAUUUCUUUAAUUAUUUUGUAAAAUUUGAGAAUUUGAGAAGCAAUAACAUAUUAAAAAACUUCAUAAGAGAGACGCCGGUUGUGAGGAGACUUUUCCGAUCCACAUAUUUCAAUAAAAAAAAUAACAACAACGAACUGAACAAAUCACAGGACGAGAGUUUUACCCCUGGAGACCAUAAAUAAAGGAGGCGUUUAUAGAGGGUCUCAAUGGGGUUCACCGAUAGGCGCAAACCGGCCAAAAAUUUAGUCGAUAGCCGUAAAAAUUGAAAAAUUUUAACCGUUAGCCGUAAAUAGGGUAAAAAAGAGUUAACCGUAAAAGAAAUUGUUCCCUAGAUUUGCUACUUUUAAGGAAGGUACUAAACUCACUUAUGGUUACGAUUUUUAUUUCCCGGCUAUUGUGACUCCGUACGCACGUUAUAGUUAAAGCGCCUUUUAGGUGUUGACCAACACCCAUUUCCAUUUCCGCCGUUCUCUCGGGGAACUAAUUUUUUUUCCAUAGCGAAAGUGUGGCUUCUUGCUAGGGAUUAAUAUUUGCGAUUUUCAGAAGGUCGUGCCCUCGAAACACUAGUGAAACAACACGCAGAGAUCUCACUGUUUGUAAAACACGUUGCCGAUAAACAACAUUUCCCUGUUUUUCUCUGGCGCUGCGGUAGACAUUGCCCUGCCAUGCCUAGUCCCUGUACGGCGUCUUCCCACGCAGUCUCGGUCAAGGCAUUUCGGUGGCGAACUCGCUCGGACCAGGUGACCCGAAAAGCAUUAGCCGCGCGAAAUAAUGAGGCCUACGGACAAGGCAACGGCUGACAGUGGUUCCGUACAGUCCUUCACUAUAAUUAAAAAAAUUGGACACGGGAAUAUUGUUAUUGGCCGUUUUCACACUAGAGCUAGAAACGGAUUAUCCGUCUGAGACUAGCCUGUGUACAGUCGCCCCCUUCCGCCUUCCCCACAGACACCCCUUCUCCGAUUUUUUUCCUGAGGGGAGGGGGCGGCUGUACACAGGCUAUCUGGAACGGAUAAUCCCAUCUUCAAACUGUCCGUCGAAAUUGAAGGAUAAAGUCAGGCGGAUUGCUCAUUCAAAAUUAAAACUAUUCCAUUUUCAAAUUAAGACGUAUUUACCUAUCUGACGCGAAUCAUCAAACGGAUAACCCGUCUCACACGAAUAAUCCUCCGUCUCUAGUGUGAAAACGGCCAUUUCUGUUGUAAUCAAUGUCGCGCCCCGGCCUUGAUUUGGACGUUCGCGUGUGUGCUUUGCUUUUUCACAAAGAUUAUUUGACAUUUCUAUGUGCAAAAUAAUAUUAGAAGUGGAAUACUUUAUAAAAAGUACCAUCUAUCAAAUGUUAAAAUUUUUCAAAAGAAUAGCUUGUUUCACAUCCCGAGAUGAUCUGAAGACCUUUAUUUUGCGUUAAGGAUACAAAAAAUACAGGUUAAUUAAUAUUUAACUUUUUGAAACAAAAGAAGUUAAUUUUUAAAUUUUUUUGUUAACCGUAACUGAAAAAAAUUAGCCGAUAGCCGUAAAAGAGCCAUAAUUCUAGCCGAUAACCGUAAAUACCACCACCCCAUUGAGACCCUCUUUAUAAUUCUUGUCAGGGUUGCGUUAGUCGUUGGGCACUGGGGGCAUAAAAACUAUUAAACAACCAACUAUUCAGACAACUGGUCUGAUAUAAUGGUGAGAUGGUUACCGUAGGGAAAUAAAAACUGAUGCCUCGAAUGGUUGCAUUGAAAAAUUAAUUUUCUGAAUGCCUCUACGGUGCCCAGUUACGUUUACCUGAUCAGCGUCGUUGAUAAACAAGCUCAGUGGCAUCGGCUGUUCCCUAGAGAUAGGAAAGUUGAUGAAAACAUGCGUUCAGCAAGCCGCUUUCUAUGACUUGUAUUUUACACUCAAAUUCAAGGUCAAUUAAGAAUUUGUUCAUGCUUAGCGUGCGUAUAUCGAGUUAUGGAUGCACGCGGGAAGUUUGGAGAGCACGAAAGAUGCGUAAGAGUUGCACGAGGCGAUAGCCGAGUGCAACUCUAGCUUCUUGAGUGCUCUCCAAACUUCCCAAGUGCAUCCAUAACUCGAUAUACGCACAGCUAAAAGCAUGAGCAAAUUCUUUUAUAAAAUAGCUGACAAAAAUGCUUGCUUUUUGAUUAACUGCAAAAUUCUCGUAACACGCUACAAAAUAACAAACGGUUCUAUUGGCUGAUUACAAACACGCCACAAUCGUCUAGUUUGAAUGAAAAUAUUCUUUCUGUAAAAGUGACAAAGAAAAUUUGCUUCUUUAUUCGUUAACGAUCAAUGGAAACUAAGCAGAAACAAAGGUAAAAGAGUCUUAAAGUUCACCUAAAGUUAAAAUACUAACAUGUUCGUAAGAAGUCGUGGAGUAUGGUUUGGAUUUGCUGAAAAGAUGAUUUGCUGAAAAGAAAGUUUUGCUCAGCGAAACCCAGGAAACAUGUUUUUAGCGAAGACGACUGUCAUCCUUCUUUAAACUUAUAUUCAUUUAUGAACAUUGGCUGGUCAUUACGGCUUCUUGAGAAGACCUGGCAGCAGUUGUUUUUGUGAGUAGUAAAUUUAUGUCUUCUUGUGUAAUUUGUGUUGUUAUUGCGAGAGAAAUUUUCCUGCCUCAGUCGGAUUGUCCGGAUAACAACGUGCAUAACAAAUUUAAAAACAACAAUAAAAACCAAAAUUUUGCCUUUAAAUGUUGUUGAUGACCAGUUGGUGUCUGUUCUAAUCCCAGUGAAUGUCUUUCGGCCAAAAUUUGCUGCCGCUGGUCUUCGACAAAUUUGCGAAACGCGCGACUUGCGAGUUUUUUUUAAAUUCGGCUUUAUUUUUGCUGCUUGUUGGAUCAGGACCUAAAAGGGCAAGGCCGAUAGAAAAAUUGGGCAGUUGUUUGCUGGUUUCUUCCGUAUUUUAAAGAGAAGGAAAAGUGCACUGCAGCUUAAAAGUCGACAACUUUGCAGCCAGGUAAAAAAAAAAUGCUAACGUCACCUUAUUUACGCACGGGCGUGCGUAAAUAAAGAUUUUGUUCAUAGCGGCUCAAUAGGACUUAAAUAGGGGCAAGCACGCGCGCUAUGUUAUAAAAAGAAAUAUGGAAUAAAUUUCGGUAAGGUGCAAAAUAUUUCGCAAAUCGAGGAGGAGGGUGUUAUCAGUCAAAGCCGAAGGCGGAUUCAAUGAUUGUUUUAUAACUCGUUCAAAAUAUGUCCAAAACACUUUGAAAAGAGCAAUACACAGGGAGACACAAGGACAUUAAGCGGAAAACACCAUGUUAAAUUUUGCCCAAGCCUUUGAACCUAGGCAAAGGUAAGGUUUCGAAAAGUUGGAAGGGGAGGUUUUAACAUCUCACUAAUUUAAAAAUUGUAAUAAGGGAGUCAUGUCCGAGACUCGCUGGGGUCUGCUUCUUUUUGUUAUCAAAAAAGUUGGAGAUCAAGUUUUUUCUUUAUGCCAACGAGAAAUGAAAAGCCAAACUGGAAAGGAAUUGAAAGGUCUUCAACAAUCAGUAUUGAUACAGUCCCGUUCCUUAUUUAAUUUUAUUUUGCUUUGAUAACGCUGUUUUCUAUUCGUCUUUCCUGCAUCAGUCUGUCCCGUUCUUUGGCCGUUGAAUAGUUUUUUGUAGUAUUGUGAUAUUAGUGAGCCUAGAUAACAAUAACAAUAAAAGAAAAACGAAAUUUUCGAAUACUCUACCUUGACGAUUAUUGGAUAUUAUUGAUCAGUAAAUAAGAACAUUUUAUAAUUAUGUGGCUAGUGUAUAUGCAAAGCCAUGCUUGAUAGUUCGGUAGAGUUUCUUUAGUCAAAUUACUAAACGAAAUGGCAUGGAGUGGCCGAAAACACUACAGAUAUUUUGCACUACAUGCGUUAUCAAAAAUUGACAGGUGGAGUUUUGGGUAUGCAUUAGCGUGUCAUAAGUUUUAUUUCUUCAUCCGGUGGAAGUGCGUGGCGGAUCCACAGCAAAAGAGGGGCUAAUGAUCCACUAAUGAAGUUCUAACUGCAUUCUUCCUUACGCAGGUUGACUUAUUAUAAUUACAAUGAUAGGUAUUCAUGAAAACAGAGGUGGGCUGGAAAUAAGACGGUAUUUUAGCUCUCUGAACAUCGGUUUGUUCGCUGAAUGUUAGAAUGUAAAGGAAUGAACUGGUUCGCACUGAAAUUUCACCAACAAUAUGAGCUCCGGUCCAGCAGGUUAGUAACGGUGUAGCUUGUGUUUUAAAAAUACUACUGCCACUGUAUGCUAUCUAACUAUCUUGUAAGUAGUUUACUGGGUGCUGGCUGUAGUAAAAGGCUCAAAUUGUAGCCAACAUUUUGAGCUAGGUCGUGGAGGAAAAUAACUUGAUAAGCCUUGGAAUAGUACUCAUUCAAGCUACCCAUAGACUAAAGGCUGUCUUAGUCCCAGAACCCCCUUAUGUUUGGUAGUUAGAAGAGCAUCACUAACAACUGAUCCCGGCAUCCCUUAAUUUGUAUCGGUCCUUGUAAGAUCCUUUUUUAUACGGGGAACAUGCCCAGUGAAACGCUCCUUAGGUCAUCUGAUUAUUGUCUAGGUAAAUAUAGAGAGAAUUCUACCUGCAACUGGAAUGGAAUUGGUCUUGAGACCGAAGCAUAAAUAAAAUAUAAAUUGGAAAAUGUGGAAGGUGAACAUGACACCGAAAUUUUUCAUUAGUUCAUAUUUGCAUCUCAGUACAGCCACGGGAAAUAAUAAAUAGAAGCAUAAUACCUGAGCAGAGCAUAAUUUCAAGCAUAACUGAUUUAACCUUUAACCUUGGAAAUUGAAAAGUUAAAGUUAUCAGCUUAAUUGACGUCAGCAAAUAUGACAUACGACAGCAUAAGUUAACAUUUGACGCCAUGCAUGGCCAGAAAACUCGGACAUCGAGUUUCGUGUGACUUACAUUCAGGUUGUCACGCAAGGAUCUUAACCGCUGGUUUUCAUAUUGCUUCCGGGCUCAUAUUGUUAGGAAAGAUCGAGUGAUCAAAUACAACGAUGUUUAUGGGCAAAUAAAGGCCGCUGUUCCAAAAUAUUGCGAAAAAGAGAAAUGGCGAAGCUUUCGAACGCGAGGUUUUGGAGAAGAUUUGGAUGAUUUUUGGCCGAGAUUGUAGAGCGAUGAAGCGGAACUGCAACUGUGUGACAUGUCCACCUUUCUUCUCGGGACUUAGUUGUUUUUUUUUAACAGCCGAAAGGAAAGGUAAAUUUACAUGCCGAAGAUCAGAUUCUUUAUUUUCCACGUAGCGCUUCAUCUAGAUCUAUAUUUUAUGACUCGAUUUUGGCAAAUCAUGUAGAAUCUUUAUUUUUUGGGUUAUUUCAUAUCAAAUAUGUUAUCUUUGAUGCUUUUGUCAGUGAUUUGCAAGGCUUUCACUGGCUCCGAAUAUGCAAAUUGGUAUCGUUCGGAAAGAAAGGUAUGGAAAUCAUUUUUGCUCUAUUAUUUUACAACAAAAAUAGCGCUGAAUUGACUCGAUUUUGCUUGAUUUUGGCAAACUGAAAAACGUUUGUAGUUUUUCUUAUAUUUUCCGUAUUUCAUCGCUUCUCAUAUAAAGCUUUGUAAUUUUCGUACGCCAUUAUUGUCAUUGAUUGGGAGAAGCUGCUACUGCUAUGCGGUUUCAAAUGUCCGAAAUUUUGGCCAGGUAAAUAGAACAAUUUGAUCGGCUAAACCAAAAAUUUGACGCUUUCAAGAUCGAUUUUAGGGGUAGUUCACAGUCUACACCGUGUCUAUACACAUUAUGGAAGACUAUCCCCUUGAAAUCUUUUGAACCGCCAGUGUCUUUUAACAGCCGAGUUUUUUUCAUGGAUGGCUUACCACAGUUUUAAUCUAGACAGUUCACAGUCCCUUAUUUUUCGUUAGGAUAGUCAAGAUCAAGCGCUUUGCGUUAAAGGUGGCCAUCUUGGUUUCAAAUGAACCGAGGGGACAGGCGUUGGGUAUAUAGUGGUAGGGGAAGAGAGGUGAGAAUAAAUAGAGGUUAAGACAGUCCCUCUAUUCUUCCACCUUCUCUGAGACCGUACUCUGUCCACUACGUAGAAUUUACUAUUUCGCAGGCUAUACUUGAAACAAUUUGAAACCAGGAUGGCUACUCAUACUGCAAAGUGCCUGAUCUCGAAGAUCUUACCAAAAAAUAGAAGACUGUGACCAGUCUAAGUUUUUUCAGUUCCUUAUUUCUUUUAAUAAAUGUAGAACAGGUGUAAGUUGCUGUUUUCAAUUUUAUGUGAAGUCCUCAGAGCUAAUCCUGUAGCUGGAAUGGAUGCACAAAAAGAAGAAUCAAAAGAGGAAAGGAAGAGUCCAAUGGAGAGAGCAAACAUAUUUUCUUUGCUAUUUUUCCGGUGGAUGAAUGAAACACUUAACCUUGGAAGUGAGAGGCCAUUACAAAGUAAAGAUCUCUUUCCUCUCCAGCAAGAGUUUAAGACAGAGACAUUAGUGGGGAAGCUAGAGUUGUUGUUGAAUGAGGGAAAGAAUAACCGUGCUCUAAAAAAUACACAGCCGCAACUAUGGAAACUCAUGUUCAAAAUGUUCUCAUAUAGAGAUUAUCUUAUUUUAGGAGCUGUAAAGCUCACACACUCUCUGUCAAAUGUUUUACUACCAUUGAUGGUCUGGUGCUUCCUGGCUGGCCUAUCUGAAAAUUCCAAUGUAAAUCAAGGUACCAUCAUCGGACAUGUUGUUGGUAUCUGUGUUCUGGCAAUGGUGAAGGGAAUUUCUCAACAUCAUGCCUUCUUUUUGGGUGGAAUUUAUGGGAUGCAGCUAAGGGCUUCUGUUAUUGGCAUGGUUUAUAAAAGGGUAAGUUAGUUUUCUUAACUUGAAUUUGAUUUGUGUAAGCUUCAGUUGUAUAUGUAUUAAGAUGGUCACUUCUGCGCUAACUGCUUGCAAGUGUAAAGAAAAAAAUGUAAAAAAAAAUGUAGCCCAAUUUAAUGCAAACCCCUUGAAGAAGAAGGUUUAUAUCCUUAUUUUUAUUUCUUUGAAUCUGGUAUAUAGCAAACUUUCAGUAGUUCGCCUAAAAUUUUCAGUUGAAUUUUGUUGAGUUAGCAGAGGGUUCUCCAAACGUCUGCCGGACACCUGAGGUGGCCAACUAGAUUAUGCCUUUGUUAAAGAAUACUUGUUUAAAUGUCACUUACUCCCAAGCUACAGUUCAUGUCUUUUCCUUGUACAGAUUAUGACAAUGAAUCGACGUUCAAUGAAUGAAGCUAUUACUGGCCAAAUAAUUAAUCUCGUCUCGAAUGAUGCAAAUCACCUCAGAGAUGCAGGCUGGAGUAUGGUUCUCCUUCUUGCUGCACCCAUAGAAAUCAUUUCAUCUGGGUUACUUGUCUGGUAUCUAGUUGGCUGGCAAGCAUUCAUAGGAGCUGGUUUCUUCCUUGCGGUAAUCACUUACAUCUCAUUGUUGUCUAAGGAAGCAGGAAAACUCAGAGAGAAAGCAGCUUUGCUGACCGAUAGAAGGCUUGAAGUUAUGAACGAAGUCAUCGCUGGCAUUCGUUCAGUGAAAAUGCGUGUAUGGGAGAGGAAUUUUAUGGACAUGAUAAAAGAUUUAAGAAAGUAAGUGAUAAAGAUUCUAUCCUAACCCUUUCUACAAUUUAUUCAGUGUUUUCUUAUUGAACAUUUGAAUAUGUGUCAAUAAAAUUCUUAAAUCUAGCUAAAUGAGAGUGUAUUAUUUUAAAGAACAACAUCCAUCACACAAUAUGUUUUGCGCAUGCUCGCAUUUCUACCGUUUGAGUUUUAGGCGGAAAUUAAGGGACUUCUUCUCAGCACAGCCGUGGACGCCAUUUUUUUUAGAAUUAGUUCACUAUUACCCAAGCAUCCUCGUUUCCAGUCUAAUAUAUGUUACCAUCGAACAACUUCGUUUCCAAGCAAAUAUACCAUCUAAUCAAUGGUUUAUUGCUCGCAUCUUCAAAUAUGGUGAUCGCCGAUUGAUUAUGAAGAAUUAGCCGGGUGUUGGAGCCAAUAAGAAGCGGCAAAAUAUUAUGAAUGAAUAAUGAUAUGUUAUAUCUUUCAGAAAAGAGAUCAGCUACAUUCGUUGGAGGGGAGUGAUACUUUCCAGCUUUGAUGCUCUCUAUUUUACCAACACUCCUAUUGCUGCAUGUAUCUCCAUCACAACUCUACUUUUCACCGACAACCAUUUAACAGCAUUUCAGAUUUUUACCUUACUUUCAACUCUAAACGUCAUAAAGUUUUCUGUUUCAGUAUCUCUGGGCGAGACGCUUCCUCUCUUGGCUGAUGCCAAAGUUUCAUUAGUUAGGAUACAAAACUUUUUGGAACUUUUUGUGAACUCUCAAAUUGAUUACUCUUCGAAUAACGUGGAUGAGGGAAACAGCAGUCCCACCUUCUCAAAAAUAUUCACGGUACAUGAUGACAGCGAAUUGGAUGAAACGUACGCGAAAAAGAAUGACACACUGAUAAACCCGUGCAUUUCUUUAAAAAAUAUCUACUGUAGCUGGAACGAGGCAGAUGGGUUGAAUAAGACACUACAAAAUAUCUCCUUGGACAUAUACAGGAAGCAACUCGUUGUUAUUACAGGUCCAGUUGGUUGUGGUAAAUCAUCGCUUCUGCUUGCAAUACUGGGAGAACUUCCAUGCAAAAGUGGAGUGAUCAGACAUUCUGGAGUCAUCACCUACGUUCCUCAACUUCCGUGGAUCUUCUCAGGAACAAUUCAGGAGAAUAUUAUCUUUGGGAAAUCAUUUGAUGGUGUUAACUAUGAAAGGAUAAUAAAAGCCUGCUGCCUCCAGAAGGACUUUUGUGAAUUCUCUAAAGGCGAUUUGACACACAUUGGCCAGAGGGGAGUAAGCCUAAGUGGAGGACAGCGAGCUCGUAUAUGUUUAGCUCGUGCGCUGUACACUGACGCCGACAUUUUUCUGCUAGAUGAUCCGCUCAGUGCCGUUGAUGCAAAAGUGGCAACUCAUCUCUACAAAAACUGCAUCCGCGGCCUGCUGUUUGAGAAAUGUUGUCUUUUAGUGACGCAUCAACACCAGUUUUUGAAGAAUGCUGAUGACAUUCUAGUCAUGAAGCAAGGUGCCAUUGUUCACCAAGGCAAGUAUGAAGAGCUUCAAGCCAGAGACAUCUUAUCAAACUUUUCGGUCUUUAAUAUGGAAAAUAAAAGAAAACAUUCAUUGGACCGCCAGACGUCGCACCGCUUGUCCAGGAGACGUACAAAUACGUCAUUGGUGUCUCCAGAAAAUGUCCCCGUUGACCUUGAAGAAGGGGAGGAGGAGAGAAUGAUUGGAUCAGUGAACUGGUGUCUUUAUUGGCGUUACUUUCGCUUUGCGUAUCCUGCUACCAUGCUGUUCUGCCUUGCUGGUCUUGUUUUGACUGUACAAGGUAAGCCUGGUGUAUGAGAUAAAUCUAUACCACGUCUUGCUAGUUCAUCGAGUUGCAGACUGAAUGGCAUUUGUACCGAAUUUCACAACAUUAUCACCUAAAUUAACGGCUUUUUAUUUUUUAUCGUUGUCAUUAUUAUUUUAUUUUUUUUUGUCCUUAGUUAAACAAUUAACAUAGUACCCAGAAACCGUAGGGUGAGAAGAAAGUCAUAAAUCCAUUCAAAUCAGAACAAAAUGGGUAUUUUUUGGGUAAAUUUUUUUCAAUUCCCACCAGGAAGAAAAAUUAAAUGACAUGAAGGCUAGAUUAAUGUAAAAGUACACCCAUUGGUUCUGAUAAAUUUUCAGUGCCUGCGUGUUGACUGGAAGAAGGCUUGUAAUGUGGUUAUUUUUGCAGUGAUAAUAUUAAUAGCAGUCGCUUAUUUUUUUAUAACCAUUGAACAUUUUUCUCAGUGGCCCUUAUCUCACCGUAUUGGUGGCUAUCGCAAGUUGCCAACAUGACAUUAAAUCAACAAAGAGCCCCAGAAACUCUUGGAAUCUUUGGAUCCCUGGUAAUUGGCGCUCUUCUCCUUUCCACACUUGUUUCUUUCUUGUUUUACCACACGUUGCUGCGAGCAUCAGAGAAACUUCACAACAAGAUGGUCAGAGCAGUCAUGAAAGCCCCAGUCAUAUUUUUCGACACAAAUCCUGCCGGCCGCAUUCUUAACCGAUUCUCCAAAGACAUCGGUUGCAUGGAUGACACCCUGCCACCUCAGUUCCUGCUUGCAGUCCAAUUGUGCCUCUUCACGUUUGGAGCUACUGUGCUUUCUGCAGUUACCAAUUACUGGCUUGUGAUUGGCAUCACCCCUUUGAUGCUACUGUUCUUUUACUAUGGAAGGUAUUACUUGAGGACUUCUAGGGAGCUUAAGAGAUUAGAGGCCAUCAAAUGUAGUCCUGUUUAUUCACACGUGGCAGAAACGGUUCAUGGCCUGGAGGUAAUAAAAACGUCUGGAAUGGAAGAGCGCUUUCUGCAGCUUCUCUUUAGGUUGGUUGUUGAUUUCCUUUUCUAUUGUAGUUUAUAUGUUUAUAAAUUUUCUUUUCUUUAACCCUUUCAGCCAUGAUAAAGGCCAAAGCAAAUUGUCUCAUAAAAAUUCUUUCCUUUUUUUUUUUUCCUUUUUUUCGAAAAUUCUUAGAGAGAAAAUAGUGCUUUAGAGAAGCUCUAUAAAAGAGGUUUCAUUCGAAUGGAAGUACUUUACAGGCUCUAGGUCUAGAUUUCAUCUAUUGGUUUAAAACUAGAAUGACAAAUUGAAAAUACUUUUUGACCAUUUUUUAAACGAUGUCACGAGUUAAACAACUUGAAUACUGAGAAAAAUGAUUGUAUUUGUUAUUUUAACCAUCAUGGAACAGCGCAAACUCCCUCGCCAAUAUACUUUGUAAAUGAGCCGUUUAAUAUUCAUAUUUUGGACUUUGGUCCUUGUUUAUUAGGUACCAGGAUGAAAAUUCUCCAGCGAUAAUUAUGGUGCUGGGAUGCUCCAAGUGGCUAGGUGUUCGUUUGGAAGUGCUUUGUAGUUUGCUUGUGACACUCGUAGCAGCAGGUGCGGUUAUCAUCACCCAAAUACCAGGUAAAUAUUGUACUACCUUACGUCUAAGUAUUCUCAUACUUGUUAAAAGGUAAUUUUCAAAAUGUUUUUCAGCCUUCUCCUUCGUUUUUCACAGGCUUGAGGAAUGUCGUGAACUGUUUGUUCUUUCUAACACCGACAACGUUUUUUAAGACGGCAAUGUUGGGCCCGGUACUAAUCAGUCAGUUGUCAACGUUAAACCUACAGCCCUAAAUGACCGAUAUGCACAUACAAAUUCUCCACCUUGAACGGAUGUCUUUUAAGUUCCUUAAUUAAUUAGUUGAAUGAGUUUGAUAAAAUAUCCAAGAAUUUCUUUUUUAAUUUUUUUUUUUUUGAUGUUGGUCAUUCUUGGGAAUUAUAGGGUUAUCGGAGUUUGGGCGUUUGUCUUUUAAAGAAUCAAAUACCGUAGAAAACGGCAAGGAUCAGCUCUACUUUGUCUUUCUUUUUUUUUCAAGGUGGGCUUCUUUGUGAAGAGGUGUCCUUAAGCGAUAGUUGAUUUUACCUAUCUCAUAGUAGCUCGCUUCGUUAACAUCUAGUCGGGAAAAAAUAGAUGUCUACAACUAAAACAAAAUAACAAUCACAAGUACUGAAUAAAGUUACAAAUUAUAUUGUUGCAGCCAUUGCAGGACUGUCGUUGGUUUAUACGCUGGAAACCUUAGAUGCAGCUCAGUUUGGACUCCAGCAGGUGUCCGAGACAGAGACCCUCAUGACGUCGGUUGAGAGGGUGAUGACGUACACGCAGCUGACACCAGAGCCUGGUUUUACUACCAGAGCCCAACCUCCUGUAUCAUGGCCUACCAAAGGGGAUCUGUCUAUUAAAGAUCUGUCUUUAACAUAUUUGGAAGGUGGUCUCCGUAUCCUUAAGGAAGUCACACUUACCAUCGGAGACGGAGAAAAAAUUGGCGUGUCAGGUCGAACUGGAUCUGGAAAAUCAUCCCUCCUGGCAGCAUUGUUUAGAAUGCCUGAACCAGAUGGAAACGUAAGACUUCGAUCUGUUCAUCCAAAUAUUGUACCUAUUUUGUUUCGAGGGUUUAGUUGAUCCAUGCAUCAGCACUCAUCCCAAAAUCCUGUCAGUUUACUUUCUUUUAAUGACUUGACAAUUAUUCAUCAAAUUUAUCAUCAUUUUCUUUGAUGAUAAGAAUUAUUUUCUUUUGAUAAUUUACAUGGAGGAUAAAAACGCUUGACAAUAAAUUUUUCAUAAUUUUUACCAAACCAUACGAUAUGUAGAACUGACCUCGUGAUCAGUCCCGUGUAAUAUAUUAAUUUAUUCCUGUUAAAGACGUUGAUGAUGAUAAGGGAAUGGCCACGAUAAAGGCUCACGGCCGUAUUCAGUCUGAGUUUCAAAAAGACUGACAAAAAUUCCUUCUUUGUUUUUUAAGGUAAUAGUGGAUGGCAUCAAUUUACAAACCUUGAAUGUGCAAGCCGCCAGGCGAAUAUUUUCCGUGAUAACUCAAGACCCUAUAUUAUUUUCCGGAAGCCUGAGAAGGAACCUGGACCCUUUUGAUAACUACACGGACUAUGAGUUAUGGAACGCUCUUGAUGAAGUCCAGCUAAAACAGUGGGUGCGAGACCAACUACCAGGGCAACUGCAAUACAAGCUCCUAGAGUCGGGUAGCAAUCUUAGUGUAGGUCAAAGGCAGUUAAUUUGUCUGGUACGAGUUCUUCUUGAGAAGAAGAAGAUUGUCAUUUUAGAUGAAGCAACUGCUAAUGUUGACUUUAAGAUGGAUCGUUUAAUUCAUGAAAUGAUACUUAGUAAAUUCAAGGAUACAACAGUAAUAAUUAUCGCUCAUAGACUAGAAAAUAUUGUUGACUGUGAUAGGAUCAUGGUGUUGGAUCAGGGUCGUGUUGUGGAGUUUGACAAACCUUCUGCUCUUCUAAAUAAGAGAGGGAGUUACUUUUCAGAGUUAGUUAAAACCUAUAAUAAUACCAUUAACUGA